GAGUAAUUGACUUGUUUUGCGAUUACAUUUUCAGUGAAGCUACUCACUGGUUGAGGUUAACAUCUUCUGUUGAAUGUUCGGAAACAUGUAUGAGGUUGUGAAUCAUGCUGAUGCGGGCUUCUUUUUUUCAUUUACUUACUUAAGGUAAUUUGUUUACAUGGUAACCUCAACGGCAGGCUAUAGCGCCCAGUGCACAUCUGAAAGGAUAUUAGGGUAAUUUGGCUACCAACAUGUUCUAGCUAGUUAGCCAGCCAAGACUAGCUUACUUACUUAAAUAUAUUUUAAACAUAUUAUUUUUAUAUAGCGUAUCUUAAGUUUAGAUAUGUAUUCUUAUUUUUAUUUUUUGCAGUCACAUCAAACAUGGCAUACUGUAAGCACUGUCAGGGCAUAGUCAAUAAGGAGCUCGUCAUUACUAUAAUGACUUCAAUUUGAUACGCUUUUUCAAAAGCAGAAGCUAUGCUUGGUCAACAUGGUAAAGAAUUGUAUCUUAUAUUUUACAUACCUCCUUUUCAAGUCUAUCUGGCUGUUUAGAAAUUGAGUGCUACACAUGUUUAUCAUUAUGGCUACUUUUGCUUCAUUGAGUGCCAGAAGCAUCCUCUUAAACUUAAGAUACUCCGUCAGUAAAGUUGGAAGUUCUGUACUGGUCCGACUGAAACCCAGCUCCAGGACGUGUCUUGUCAAAAGAGGCCAGAUUUUAACCCAGAUGCCAAAAGUCACCCUGCUGUACUGGGGAGCAACGAAUGCCACAUCUUGUGUUGCUCUGUGCCAGGAGGCCAUCCAAUUACCCCAGACUGUAGAGAGGAGGUCCGUAGCCAAAGUCCAGGUGCACAAGUUGGUGUUCUUCCUGCGGCUCAGCCUGCGUGCCCUGGUGCUGCUGUUGAAGUUUGGCCCCCUGGUUCUGCUGUAUCCCCUGACCUUCAUCUCCUCUCACUGGGCCUCUCGGUGGCUGGAUGUCCUACUGUGGGUCACUGAAACCUCCGGUCCUACCUUUAUCAAACUGGGCCAGUGGGCCAGCACGCGCAGGGAUGUCUUCUCCCAGGACUUCUGCGAUCGUUUCUCCAGGCUCCAUGUCUCUGUGCGGCCCCACUCCUGGGAACACACCAAGCAGUGUCUGCGCAGGGCCUUCGGUGAGGGCUGGAGGGGGCUGUUUUUGUUCCAGAGCAGGGAGCCUGUCGGGUCAGGCUGCGUGGCCCAGGUGUACCGGGCCUGGGCCAGGGUGGACAGCGUGCAGGACCCAGCCUUCCAGACCCUGGUAGACGAGAUGGAAAAAGAGGAUCUACUGGAGGCCUGGGAGAUCCCGGGGCUGAAAGGGGUUCUGGGCUCCCUGUGGAAAGGAAAGGAGGAGGAGGACGACGGGGGCCUUCAAGAGACGGGGAGCCCCACAGGCUCCCCUUAUUUGGAUGCAGAGAGAGAGCAUCUGAUUCCUGUGGCUAUGAAGGUUCUGCACCCGGGGGUGAGGAGACAGGUGGAAACUGACCUGCUGCUGAUGAGGGCUGGUGGCUGGCUCAUUAACUGUCUACCUGGACUCCGAUGGCUCAGCUUGCCUGAGAUAGUGGAAGAGUUCGAGAAGCUCAUGACCAAACAGAUCGACCUCCGGUAUGAAGCCAAUAACAUCGAAAGGUUCCGGGAGAAUUUCAAGGAUGUCGAUUUUGUCAAGUUCCCAACUCCUCUGCGACCAUUUGUUACCAGGUCCAUUCUAGUGGAAACCUUUGAGGAGAGUGAGCCCAUUUCCACUUACCUGAGCCCUGAGGUCCCUCUAGAGGUGAAGCGGAGAAUCGCCAGGAUGGGAGUCGAAACUCUCCUCAAAAUGGUGUUUGUGGAUAACUUUGUGCACGGUGACCUUCACCCGGGUAACAUCCUGGUACAGCAUGGCAGUGCGGACAACGAGCCCCAGGGCCGGGCCACCCUGACGGACCUCUGGGACACGGUGGUGGUCAGCAUGAGGCCUUCCCCGGCCCCCCUGCGCCUGGUGCUGCUGGACGCUGGCAUCGUGUCACAGCUCAGUGACCGAGACCUGAAGAACUUCAGGGCCGUGUUUACCGCUGUGGUGCUACGACGGGGGGAACAGGUGGCUGAGCUGAUCCUGAACCACGCCAGGGCCAACGAGUGCCAGGACGUGCCUAUGUUCAAAAAGGAGAUGGCAGAACUGGUGGAUCAUGCCCUCAGCAACACCCUUUCACUGGGGAAAGUCCAGGUGGCCGAGCUACUAUCCAGGGUCUUUGGAUUGCUUAUUACCCACAAGGUGAAAUUGGAGAGUAACUUUGCGUCCAUUGUGUUUGCCAUCAUGGUUCUGGAGGGUCUGGGAAGGAUGCUGGACCCAAACCUGGAUAUUCUGGAACUGGCCAAGCCUCUGCUGCUGAAGAACGCUGCCUCCCUCUGACCUGGACCUCCUACACACCCCACCAGAACACACUUGAACAACAAACACAUUGACCUUGUUUGAAAUCCUCAGCUAAGUAGGACUAAUCCACCAAUUUUAAUUAACAUUGGGUGUAGAUUUUUUUAAUAGUUUUUACAUUCAUGUCAUUUAGUUAAUGCAUACAUUUUGUACUUGUCCCUCAUGGGAAUCAAAUCCAGAACCCAAGCCCCAUGCUCUCGCUAAGUGAGCUAGAUGGGACCAGUCGAAUCAGUGAAAAGAAUAGCUGCUCUCCGGUUAUGAAGUUUUCUUAUACAUCCAAGGGCCCAGAGUAUUUCCUGUUCAGUAACAAUUCCUGACCAUCUGCAUGUUACAUUAGUGAAUAACUCAAAAUGCCUUGUUGAACUGUAUCUGUGAAAUCUGAGUCAUUCCUUGGUUGUGUUCAGGCUUCUAACUUCCCUGGUUGGAUCUGUACUUUUCCAUAUGUGUGUAUUGCCUUGCACACUGUCUCCCUCAUACCUCACAUUUAGUCAGACUAGCUGGAAUAUAGCAUUUAUACUUGAAGGCCCAUGUGAUUUCCUUGUUUUAAUUAGUAUUUUGAAUUAGGACUAUACUUACUGUUUUGUUUUAAACUAUUUUAUUAAUCUCAGGUUACAUAUUGGCAAAGGUUUUAAAAGUGCAUUACAGUAAUGCAGUUACAACAACAUUGUCUAAUGUCCAGGCAAAAAUAAGAUUCAGUUGGUGUUAAAUAUCUGUGUUAACAUUAACAUUACAUUGCCAUUUUUAAGUCUUUGCCAUUUUACAUUUUUUGGGGGUCGCACUUUAGUGGAACCUGCAUGUCUU
Esox lucius (northern pike) is the source of this 3199-nucleotide messenger RNA. RefSeq names its product aarF domain containing kinase 2 (gene adck2). The record is from RefSeq and is a predicted model, not a curated record. Gene Ontology annotation, cellular component: mitochondrion. The transcript has 7 exons. NCBI's taxonomy places the organism in Eukaryota, Metazoa, Chordata, Actinopteri, Esociformes, Esocidae. Bases 548 to 2380 code for a protein of 610 amino acids.